Messenger RNA from Colletotrichum orchidophilum, 1176 nucleotides. RefSeq names its product ATP-dependent protease La domain-containing protein. NCBI's taxonomy places the organism in Eukaryota, Fungi, Ascomycota, Sordariomycetes, Glomerellales, Glomerellaceae. The record is from RefSeq and is a predicted model, not a curated record. Bases 1 to 1176 code for a protein of 391 amino acids. The transcript is spliced from 3 exons.
AUGUCCUCCGACCAACCCCGGGUUGUCGAGAGCAGACCAUCGGCCUUGACGUCCAACCCGGUACACGAAGCCGAGGACGAAAAGGAUCAUGGCACUGUCGACCGCCCUCUGGAAGACGAACAAGCAGUCAACAACUUCAAGGCCGAGAUAGAGAAGGCGAGAGACACGAGCACGAAAGCCGAGAUAUCCACGCACGUCAUCAUCAGAAAUUCGAGUGCCGGGCAGGCAGACACCAACAGUGACAACGUGGAAAUAUCCAGGGUUGUCAGAGGAGGUCCAUUGCUUGCUGUCUACACACUGGCAGACACGGCUGAGUUGGAGUACAAGUCAAGUGUCACCUUUGCCGAAGUCUCGUCGCUCGGAGAUGAGGCUGCAACCAUCGACUCAAAGACAUUUUCUAAAGUAAAAGAAGGAGAUGCGCUGGCAGCGGAAGCAAUGAACAGGCAUCGGGAGUUUGAUAUUCCCAUUUUUGUCUGCACAUUAUCAUUUCCCAUGAUGCCCACUUUCCUCCACGUUUUUGAGCCGCGUUAUCGCCUGAUGAUACGCCGAGCUUUGGAGGGCGAUCGGACUUUUGGCAUGGUGCUUCCUCAACGGCCUCGGACCGCCAAUGACACACACUUUGUUCAAUACGGGACCUUGCUGCGGAUCGUGAACGCCGAAUAUUUUGCAGAUGGUAGGAGUCUGAUCGAGACAUCUGGCAUAUCGCGCUUUAGAAUCACCAGACAUGGCAUUCUGGAUGGAUAUUUGGUGGGGAAGAUUGAACGAAUUGACGACAUGUCGAUCGCGGAGGAGGAAGAUCUAGAGGCCACCGAGACACAACGAGCCCUAGAAAGAUACGAAAGCGCCGCUACACACCAGAGCGAAGAUUCAACGAUGCCGAGACCAAUUACGACCACCCCAGAGGAUCUUUCAACAAUGCCAACGAGCGAUCUUCUAACGUUGGGUGUUUCUUUUGUGCAGAGAAUGCGGCAGCAGAGCGUGCCUUGGCUAGCACAACGGAUGCUGGCUAUAUAUGGAGAAUGUCCUAAUGAUCCAGCAUUGUUUCCUUGGUGGUUUGCGAGCAUCUUGCCAGCCAAGGAAUAUGAGAAGUACAAACUUCUCGAAACACGAAGCGUCAGAGAAAGACUCAAGAUCUGCUGUGGCUGGAUCUUGGAAUGGGAGUCAAGCAGGUGGUGA